Ipomoea triloba (trilobed morning glory) is the source of this 2299-nucleotide messenger RNA. Its product is annotated as multiple inositol polyphosphate phosphatase 1. Gene Ontology annotation, molecular function: inositol phosphate phosphatase activity; acid phosphatase activity. The transcript has 13 exons. NCBI's taxonomy places the organism in Eukaryota, Viridiplantae, Streptophyta, Magnoliopsida, Solanales, Convolvulaceae. The record is from RefSeq and is a predicted model, not a curated record. The coding region runs from base 569 to 2059 and encodes 496 amino acids.
UUUCCCCUGCGUCAAUGGCGGAGCUUGUGCGAUGGCGACCUCAACCUUCGUCUCCUUCUUUCUUUUUUCUCGAUCAAACGCAGUGGUAGGUGGCGGUCAUCAGACGCAGUGGUUGGGCAAAGCAACGGCGAGUCCUCCGUCUCCGGCGUACUCUUUGCGGCGGCGAGCAACAGUGGCGUCUCUCCCGUUUGACGUAGACAAAGCUUCUCCGACAGUGCAGCAGUGGAUCCGGGCAAGCAUUCCAGUGAGUCCCCUAUUUUCCGGCAAAGCAGUUCGUGUGGCAGCCACAGGCAGAUCAACGGCGACGACGGGAUGAACCUCCAACAGUGGCGAUAGUCUCAGGCGGUGCAGGUAAUUUGGGCCUUUUAUCCGGUGGAAGCCCAAAAGUGUCCAUUACAAUAUGUUGGGCCCUUUAUCUCUUUUAUAAAUAAGCGAAAUAACCCAUUUGGGCCUAUUGACCCAAAAGUAUCUGUUAGUUUUGCCACUCUACCUUGUUCAGAAAGUCAGAGACCUGUCUCUCUAUGUAAAGUUGCCGUAGAUUCGGUGAUUCGAGAAUGAGAGAGGAGAGAUGAAGAAGGCCGUGGAAGUCGCAGUUUUAUUUGUAAUUUUUCUGAGUGAAUUUUCCCUAUAUUCAAGCGCUGAAGGAAUUUUCGAUGUUCGGAAACAUCUCUGUACUGUAUCUAGGUAUGGUAUUGUGAAAGAUAUACUAUCAGAAGAAUCGAUUAUAGCUCCGGAGAUUCCCGAGCAAUGUACCCCAAUACACAUAAACCUAUUGGCAAGGCAUGGCACUCGUGCUCCAACCAAGAAAAAGAUAAUGGAGUUUGAUGCCUUAGCCAACCACUUAGAAGUCCUUCUGAAAGAUUCAAAAGAAGAAAGGAAAUCAUUGGAGAAAGUUCCUGCUUGGCUGCAUGGGUGGAAGUCUCCAUGGAAGGGAAAGCGCACAGGUGGGCAGCUGAUUGCUGAAGGAGAAGAUGAACUAUAUAAUCUUGGGAUAAGAAUCAGACAACUUUUUCCAGACCUCUUUAAUGAGGAAUACCAUCCGGAUGUUUAUACAAUCAAAGCUUCUCAGAUUCCUCGGGCAUCAGCUAGUGCUGUGGCAUUUGGCAUGGGCCUGUUUAGUGGAAGAGGGAAGCUUGGGCCAGGCAGGAAUCAAGCCUUCGCAGUUAUUAGUGAAAGCCGUGCAAGUGAUAUAAUUCUGAGAUUUCAUGAUUGUUGUCAAAGCUACAAGGGAUUCAGAAAGAGUCAACACCCUACUGUUGACAAGCUCAAGGAGCCUGUCUUGAAUGAGAUCACUCAGGGCUUAAUGAAGAAAUAUGGGCUUAAUUUUACUAGGCAAGAUAUAUCUUCUUUAUGGUUUCUCUGUAAACAGGAAGCAUCCUUAUUUAACAUAACUGAUCAAGCUUGCAGUCUAUUCAGUCCAUCCGAGGUUUCUUUGUUGGAGUGGACUGAUGACUUGGAGUUGUUCAUAGUAAAAGGCUAUGGUAAUAAAUUGAACUACAGAAUGGGAGUGCCAUUGCUUGAAGAUGUGCUUCAAUCUAUGGAGCAGGCAAUCAAGGCUAAAGAAGAGGGAUAUGCUCCUGGAAGUUAUGAGAAGGCAAGACUACGUUUUGCUCAUGCAGAAACCCUGCUUCCCUUUUCAUGUUUGAUUGGGCUAUUUCUUGAAGAAUAUGAAUUUGAACGAAUUCAAAGAGAAGAAGCAUUGCCACUCCCUCCUAAGCCUCCUCAAAAGAGAAACUGGCGAGGCAGUGUAGUGACACCUUUUGGUGGAAAUAACAUGCUAGUACUCUAUAGUUGCCCCACAAAGGAGUCAAGCAAGUAUUAUGUGCAUGUGCUGCACAAUGAACAUCCAAUUCCAAUGGCGGGUUGCAAUGGAUCAGCAUUUUGCCCAUUCGAAGUAUUUAAGAACCGAAUAGCUGCUCCUCACUUGAAACAUGACUACAACACCCUUUGUGAUGUAAACCCUAGUGCUUCUACAAGUGUUUGGUCAAGAGCGUUUGGAUGGCUUUUCUCACCAGGGAACACUGCCAAACCAUCCUCAAAGUUUGUCACUGACCAGUAGGCAGUAGCUGAUCCAGCUGUGGCUUAAUAAUCGAGGAAGUCUUUCUGACUGGUGAAUUGUAAUUUUAAAAAGUGCAUACAGAGGGCAGUCUGUUAAACUGAGAUGGAAACGAUAACACGGUUGUUGUAGGUCGAAAUUUUGUAUUGAAGAGUAAUGAAACCAUGAGGUCAUAGUUGGGACCUUUCAUUUUGAUAAUUUAUCUCAAAGCAAUUUUAAUUCCAGCAUUGAUUUUUAGCUCAA